AUGGCCGGAACCAUUGUUCCGUGGGAUGGUCGAGACCAGGAGGAGCAAAGCGAGAUCCUUUUCAAUGCCCCCUUGCGCACCAAGAAUCGGCAGCUUGAAGAUGAGAAUAUGCAUUUGAAGCGGCUUCUGAGAGAGCAUGGAAUCCCUUGGUCCGACUCUGUUGGCUCCCACCACGUCUUCCAGUCCAGCGCCUUACAUUCUACCUCAGGACGCCGACGAAGUUCUCGCCUCUCUGCCGCUGGCCAACACCGCUUUCCUCACCUACCCGUAGAGGUCAUCCUCAGGAUUCUCCAUUACGCGCUGGUUGCAGACGGUCCCAUUAUCGACCCCCUGUCCAAGCCGAACUCUGAGGUUCUGACAUCCGGCGAGGCCAAACGCGGACCUCAAAUCGCCAUAGGCUUUCUUGCUACAUGCAAGGCAUAUCACGUGGAUGGUAAAAGAAUCUUGUGGUCAAAAAACAAGUUCUCUUUCACAAGCCCAGCGGCUCUGCGCAAGUUUAGCGAGCUUGACUUCGAAUUGCGCAAGGGUAUUGAGUCCAUAACUUUGCGAAUCGUUGCGCGUUACUAUGACGAUGAGAAGCGCCGUCAUAGGCUGAGCCAAGACUACCACCCGGAGCUCACUAAAUCCCAGAACCUCAAAGUCAUACCACGAGUCAAAGAUGAGAGCAGCAUGGCGCGAAAAGGCUUCCACUGCUAUGCCUGGACUCAGACUGUCGACUUCUUGGACGCUCUACGCCCUCCAUUCGACCCGCAUCACGCCCAAGGCAACCGACCUCGGCUCUUACCCGGACUCUUAUCCAUGCGGAUGGAUUUUGUCAAUUUUCCAGAUUACUUUCUGCCCUUCCCAGAGGUGGAUCUCCAUGAGAUCGCAGCCCACGACUUUGGCUGUACCUUGAACGAGCUGAUGGUCACCGGACUGCCUUGCUGCGAGGUUGGCGUCAAGGCUGGUGCUGAUCUACAGGGAAUGGUGAAAGAUGACGGUCUAUUUUUGUGUCACGCCCCUUCCUAUGUACAACAGAAGAAGUAUUUGAAGCCGCUCUGCGGCUACGAAGGUCUCUCAAGGGUUGUUCGAGCUUGGCGGAAACUAGCCAGGGAGCGCCAGGAAGCUGCAGGCCAAGUUACGAUGGCUAACGUCCCUUCAGUACCUGAGGAGCAGGGACAUCCCAAGUCGGUUUGGAAGAAGAGAAAGACCAUCUGGAAGCGAGUUCCCAUCGAGCGAGACUCAGAGGAGAGGGAUUGGGUCGAGUUUGACCGUAAUACCGGAGAGCCUGUUGAUGAGGUGUUGGAUGACUAUGACAGCGACGAUAGCGAUGCUAUAUGUCCCAACUGUGGAGUGGUUCACGGUCACUACGACUACUGGGGAUCCGACUCCGAUUGA
This is a messenger RNA of Diaporthe amygdali, 1377 nucleotides long. RefSeq lists its product as uncharacterized. Lineage: Eukaryota; Fungi; Ascomycota; Sordariomycetes; Diaporthales; Diaporthaceae. The transcript is spliced from 4 exons. The coding region runs from base 1 to 1377 and encodes 458 amino acids. The record is from RefSeq and is a predicted model, not a curated record.